AUGCUUGCCAUCUGUGAUCAAGAUAUCUUCGCUCGUUUUGCGGAUGUGGCCAAGAUGCGCAGCAUGGACAGGGAGACCUUUGGUGAUGCCCGCCGACCUCCACGCCCUGGCGGCAUGCGGAGAAAUCGUGCCGGCAAGGGCAAGGAAGAUGGACAUUCUGGUAUCUCCCAUCUGUACACAUAUGGCUCGGAGGUAGACAUGAAGGUGUGCGGUUUUGGCUGGACCCGCGCAGACCUGAAGUGUUUGUACGCGGAAAGAACCGGUUCUCAAAAAAGCCGCCUAGCCGUUAAUGAAAACCUCAGCACCUGGGUGGGGCCUGGACAGCUGAAUUGGAGGCUGAUGGCUGUGGACAGUCUCGACUCUGAGAAGGCAGGAGAGCCCGACAUAACCUCAGAGGAUGUGAGGGAGGCAGAGGAAACCGAAGAGCAGCUCAAGGCAACGCUGGAUGGUGCAUGGCAACAGCUGGAGGGGACAGCUCGCGCGCCCAGCCAUCCACGCUUCCUGGUGUGGAAUGGCUUCGGUCAUGUAGCAAACUAUCCGGAUCUUCUCCGCAUCGAGGUGUGCCGGUCGGGGGAUGAGAAGCCGGUGGGGCUUCAAGACUACGAUGGCGUGCAGAUGGCCGCAAUGUCGGAAGGUGCCUUGUGCCUAGCUGCACGAAGCACUGCAGCAGGGGGGUCUCGCGUGUUGAUACGCCCGACGCAUCGCUGGGAGAAGGCGCUCUUCUCCGCACCGAUCUCUGACGAGAACCCCGAAGCCCUUGCCUGCGGCGAGGAUUUCGUGGCGGUCAUCACUUCAUCACGAUUGCUCCGGCUGUUCAGCUUCAGUGGUCUUCCGUUGGGCAUGCGCAGCUUGCCAGGCCCCGGCGUCGCCCUCGCAGCGCGAGGCAAACUGCUGCUGCUGGUCACCCGACCACCUGGGACGGACGAGGACGAGGAACUGGAUUUCCGAUUGCUGGACGUGAAAACCAGGAUGGAGAGGGCAGGUGGACUUUUGCCUCUAAGCGAAGGGGCUCGCCUGCGCUGGAUCGGAAUCUCCACGGAUUUCGUCCCAUUGACGCUUGACACUUCUGGGGUGCUGCGCGCGCUUCUCGGGAUUGGUGCUGGCUCCUGGGGUGGGAAUGGACUGAAUGCGGAGUGGACGCCGGUCCUGUCCUUGGCAGAUGAGGUGCCGCUGUGGGUGGUCGAUGCGCCAGCUUGCAGCCUUUGUGUAGUGGAGCUCUUGGAGAACAGGGAGCCUUGGCCGAGACCUCAACAGGCUGAUGAUGAAGACGAAAAGCCCUGUCUCAUGCCCUUCUUCGGCGUGGGAGGAACCGUCGCUCCGCGCCGUCUGCCUUGGCGGAUGACUAUGGGAUCCUUCCCUGCCGCCGGCGAGCAAAUCGAGGCCGCAUUCCGCGAGCAGCUGCUUCUCAGGCACUUCCAGGACAUGCUUAAGAUGGAUAUGCUCAGCGAGCAGCAGCAACAGGAGGCUGAUGCCUUGGAGAAGAGAUGCAAGAGUCGGAUGCUGAAGCUUUUUACGCAGCUCGCCAAAUCCGACGAAGUGGAGCGAGCUCAUCAUGUCGCAGGGAAAUACCUCGCGAAGAUGGAAGGCACGGCGAAGGUCCUGGAGAUGGCUCGGACUCUUGCCGAGAAGGCCAAGCAACACAAGCUUGCGGAUGAGAUUGCGGCUUUGCUACGACCAGCGUCAGUGCCGAGGGUUGAGCUUCCCCCGCUUUUCAAGCCCGGAGAGUUCGAAGACGCAGGCCAGCAAGGCGCUGACAGGUCGGAGCAAAUGCCUACAGGUAGCCGAAGUCCGGAAAGACUGCAGACAGGAGCUGGAGAGGGCGAGGUGCUUCGCGCUUCGGCCGCCGUGUCAACAUCCCACCGUGCCGCAGCAUCCAGCGCGUCCAGCGCACCUAGCGCACCGAGUGCGCCGAGCAAUCCCUUCGCACGAAAGCGACCUGGAACGGUCGCGGGUGGCCGCCAGCCCGCUACUCCAAUGGCGAGUGGGGGCAAUGCGAGCUCAAAGGUUGCCCGCUUGACGUGA
Symbiodinium necroappetens is the source of this 2022-nucleotide messenger RNA. NCBI's taxonomy places the organism in Eukaryota, Dinophyceae, Suessiales, Symbiodiniaceae. The record is from the annotation of a GenBank genome assembly.